Messenger RNA from Aspergillus mulundensis, 3273 nucleotides. RefSeq lists its product as uncharacterized. The record is from RefSeq and is a predicted model, not a curated record. The transcript has a single exon. The coding region runs from base 1 to 3273 and encodes 1090 amino acids. Lineage: Eukaryota; Fungi; Ascomycota; Eurotiomycetes; Eurotiales; Aspergillaceae. Gene Ontology annotation, molecular function: ADP binding.
AUGUCUUCCUCUUUGCAGAAAGGACCGCUCUGGGUGGUGCCUCCUGGGUUUCAUCGCAAUGCGACUUUCUUCGGCAUGCAGAAGGAGCUUGACAUACUACACACCCGACUCUUCAAAGCAAAGAAGCGGGCCGAGAAUCUGAUGGCAGUCAUUAUCUCCGGUGUCCCGGGAUCUGGUAAAUCGCACCUUGCACGCCAAUAUGUCUGGAAUCAUCGCGGCGACUACCCUGGUGGUAUAUUUUGGGUCGACGCGAAAAGUCGCCAGUCGACAUUUAAAUGUUUCUGGGACAUUGCCCAAGCCGCGACUUUGACAGACGGUGAAGAGUUUGAAAGUCCCGAUACCAAAUCACCAAGUAAGUAUGUCGAGGCGGUCCGCCUUUGGCUACAAUCACGACAGGAAUGGCUUCUUGUUUUCGACGGAGUGAGCUUUGCUCAUGAUGAUGAUAUCAAUGACUUCAAGCAGUUUCUCCCGUUCAAAGAGCGAUGCGGCAUCAUCUAUACCUCGGUGGACAAGACUCUACGCAAGAAGCAACGCCUGUACGAGCCCUAUUGCCUGAUGGUAGCCCCACUGCAAGUUGAGGAUGCGUGCAAGCUUCUCUUCAAGGAUCUUGGAAUCAAGAGGCCGACGAGGGAGCAGGUUCGCAAGGCAACGGAAGUGGUAACGCACUACGAAUGCCUCCCGUUGGCCAUCCAUGCCAUCAGUCACCGACUCAGCGCAACCGACAAGCCCAUCGAAAAAUAUCAUAUCAAUUCGCACUUCACUGACGAAAAGCUGGCUGAGCCGUUUCUCAGCAUUAUGCACGAUCUGUUCCGGGAAGAACAUUUCCAGGCCUUGAAUCUUAUCAAUCUUCUGUCCUUCCUAGGCCACCAAGUCCCAGUUGGACUUAUCACACUGGGAAAGUCGUUUCUGCACGCUUGGAACAUUGGAGUCUUUACCAGCAGCAGGCACGGUGAGCCUGGUGAUCUUGACACCACACUUGGGAUUCUGAUCCGCUACGGUCUUAUCGAGAGGACUUCGGACAAGUAUCCGUUACUUCAAACACCUUUGUCGCCAAUCUCUGAAAGGUAUUUGGUAGACCCCAAAUCAGUGAUUCCGGAAAUGUCAGAGUCCCAGACAGAAAGCAGCCAAGAGGGCUUUUUCACCCAGUACGCCCACUCUGGUGUCUCCGAUAUCGUCAAAAUCCACAGCGUCGUUCAAGGCUUCUGCCGCGACGAGCUCAAAAUCAUGGAUAAGGAGAACAGGGCUAAUGGCUCGCGCCCCGGGCAAAACACCGGGUAUUAUGAUUCCUGGCUUGUUGUAGCUACUCAUGUCUUCUGCACCUCGUUUGAGAACGCAAAGUGUCGUAUGGAUCGCGUCGAUGACUGCGGGUCGGUCAAAGACUAUCGCGAGUACGAGACUCAUGCCUCGCAGCUGAUGAAGAACUUCCCUAAGAAGACCUCGCAUGGCAUAGUCAGCGAGACCCUGAAACAACUGAAGGACGCCAUGAAGACAAUCCGAAGCGAGAUUGUUCGGAUAUCACCGAGUUCUUCGCAGGAAUCAAUCCGCAAACAUCGGUCGGUCUUUGAUCGGUCGAGUAGCUCCUCGUCUUUCCCGGACUCGACAGCUUCUGACGGGCCAUCUCGCCAGCUGACUCUCGAUUUCAGCGAUAUCGUACCUUUGCGCUCAGAGUCGCCUCAGGAGGCUCGGAUGAUACAACCGAAGCAAGUCAAUCUGGGCCCUAUCAUUCCUCAUAUUUUCCGGAACUCCACUAGUCGCGAAACGGACAAGUUGAACGAUGAAGGGCAUCUGAAAGAUGGGUACUUGACGGAUGAUGAAUCUGCUCGGGCCAGAUCUCCAGCGAGAUCACAGGUUAGCCAGUCAACCGAGCGCCCAAAGCCAUCACCAUCUAGUCCGCACCAACAGACUGACGACGAAGGGUGGCAUGUGGUUGGAAAUCUUUCAAGGACUAGGCCGUCAUCAAAAUCGAGACAGAAACAGAGACAGAAACCGAAGCGGAGACCGGGAUUUCCCCGAGUUGGAAAUUCUGAACCCGCGGCCCCAGUCCUCGAGAAGACGCCGGCCUGGAGGAGUUUGUCUGGCGGAACCCUAAGCGAUCUGACUCCUCGUCGCACGGCGUCAGAAGCACUAUCGGCUGUCAACAAAGCGAGCCCGACGCAGUCCAGUGCGCAUGGUGCUUCUCGUAUUUCUCCACUCCAGUCGAAGGAGAACGUCCCUACCUAUGCUUAUGUUGCGUCAAGGCUUGCGCUCGCCAAAGAGCCCAUCCCGUCAUCCAAGAAUCACCGAUCUUCCUCCUCCCCAGGUGGAAAACACCGUCCAGUAUUCUCGUUGAUACAGAGUCGGGCAUCGGGGGAGUCACUAUCAGCGUACUCGGUCGAGAAUGACUGCAAGCAAGACCCUCUGAGCUUUUCGACCUACAGCGAACCAGACCACCACCUUUUGCAGCAUCUGAGCGCCCAGGAUCUCAGUUCCCAGUACCCUGCUAAUCCUAGCACGGGAAGACGAAUCGGUUCGGCGGAUAUGUCGCUGAGCACCCCAGCCCUAGGCAUACCCUAUAAAAGCAAUAUCGAGACCAAACUCCCCCGUUGGCGAUUUCAAGACGCAGUUACCCCGGGUUUCAGCAGCAAGUCAUCGACAAACGUCAGUUCCAUCCCCGGAUCCCACCCAUCUGCCAUAAUGCCCGGCGCGUCCCCGCCUUCGUCUGACCCAGCGUCGGAAUUUAUGUCACGCGGCCCUUCGGGAAGAUCCAACCAGUCUUGGUCUACUGAUUCAAGGGGCCGCCGGUACUCGUCGCGCAUCUCACCACCGCCUCACCCACAAGUUUUGUCCGGGCCUGGAAGCUGGGGCUCAGACCAUGUUAUUCAAGUCACGCAGCGCCCAUAUUCCAAUCUCUCAGCCGACAAGUCCUAUGCAGCAGUAGCCCAAAGACAGUACAUCCCCGCACCGACACCCGAGAAUGCUAUUCAUGCAACAAUGCCACCCCCGCCUCCACCAGCCUUCAACUUCGGGGCGCACAGAGUCGAUCUCCAAGCCCAGCUGCGCGCAAACCCCCAGUAUCAGUACAGCAUUCACCCGCAACCACAACCCCACUCGCAGUAUCACGUCUAUAGCCACGAAAAUCGCUCAGGCCCGCUUUUCCCACCACCAACGCAUGAGCCUCCCGCUUCAGGCUCUUAUCCACAGGAGUACCUGAUUGGGAGUGCGAAUAGAGCGAGAGCCAGGAGCGGGAGCACGCCGUCCCAUCCAUACCCGCCCGGGUUAGGGCUGGACUUUUGA